Molecule: messenger RNA, 2759 nt
Organism: Arabidopsis arenosa
Lineage: Eukaryota; Viridiplantae; Streptophyta; Magnoliopsida; Brassicales; Brassicaceae
Source: the annotation of a GenBank genome assembly
GUUUUUUUCCGUUUCUUGAUCUCUAUUCAUUACCUGAAUCAGCCCUUUCAUGGGACCGUUACUUCUACUAAAUUUUUUGUCUUAAAGGUUUUUUCUCUAUUGGGUCAAAAUGGGUAUUGAAAAGUUUGGAGCUUUCAUCUUGAUCUCGAUCUUGAUUUGCAUCUGCCAUGGAUUCACACCUCAAGAUAAUUACUUAAUCAACUGUGGAUCACCAAGCAAUGGAACACUAAUGGGUCGAAUCUUUAUGUCUGAUAAGCUCUCUUCGAACUUACUUACUUCUUCCAAAGAGAUUCUCGCAAGCGAAAGUGAUAACUCUGGCUCAGACAUUUACCAAACGGCGAGAGUCUUCACCGAAGUCUCUAGCUACAAAUUCUCUAUCACUCGUGGUCGUCAUUGGGUUCGUCUCUAUUUCAAUCCUUUUGACUAUCAAAACUUCAAAAUGGGUUCAGCUAAAUUCGCAGUUUCGUCACAAAGUCAUGUCCUUUUGAGUGAUUUCAAUGUUAAGAGUCCGAGAGUUGUUAAAGAGUACUCUUUGAAUGUGACUACUAAUGAUUUAGUGCUCACGUUUACUCCCUCGGGUGGUUCGUUUGCGUUUGUGAACGCUAUCGAGGUUAUAUCGAUUCCGGAUACUUUGAUCACUGGUAGUCCAAGGUUUGUAGGUAAUCCUGCGCAGUUUCAGGAUAUGUCAAUGCAGGGUCUUGAAACCAUUCAUAGAGUGAACAUGGGUGGUCCGCUUGUUGCGGCUAACAACGAUACUCUUACGAGAACUUGGGUGCCUGACUCCGGGUUUCUACUUGAGAAGAAUUUAGCUAAGACUGUGUCUAAGUUUUCAACUGUUAACUUUGUUCCAGGAUAUGCAACAGAGGACUCUGCGCCAAGAACCGUUUAUGGUAGUUGUACUGAGAUGAAUUCCGCGGAUAACCCGAAUAGCAUUUUCAAUGUCACUUGGGAGUUCGAUGUUGAGCCGGGUUUUCAGUACUAUUUCCGCUUCCACUUCUGCGAUAUUGUUAGCUUGUCUUUAAACCAGCUAUAUUUCAAUCUUUAUGUUGACUCAAUGGUCGCUGCUACGGAUAUUGAUCUUAGCACUCUUGUGGAUAACACUUUGGCUGGUGCAUACUCAAUGGACUUUGUCACGCAGACUCCAAAGGGUAGUAAUAAAAUCCGUGUGAGCAUCGGUCCGUCUACUGUUCACACCGAUUAUCCAAAUGCGAUUGUGAAUGGAUUGGAGAUCAUGAAGAUGAAUAACUCUAAGGGUCAGCUAAGCACCGGGUCAUUUGUGCCUGGUAGUAGUUCAAGCAGUAAGCAGAGUAAUCUCGGGAUGAUUGUAGGUUCAGCCAUUGGUUCGUUGCUCGCGGUAGUCUUCUUGGGAAGUUGCUUUGUGUUGUAUAAGAAGCGGAAACGUGGCCAAGACGGUCAUUCAAAGACUUGGAUGCCGUUUUCAAUAAACGGAACUUCAAUGGGAAGCAAAUACUCCAACGGAACUACGCUUACAAGUAUAACUACCAAUGCCAAUUACCGUAUUCCCUUUGCAGCGGUUAAAGACGCUACAAAUAACUUUGACGAGAGUCGCAACAUCGGGGUGGGCGGUUUUGGUAAAGUCUACAAAGGAGAGCUUAAUGACGGUACAAAGGUAGCUGUGAAAAGAGGAAACCCAAAAUCUCAACAAGGGCUUGCAGAAUUCAGGACAGAAAUCGAGAUGUUAUCUCAGUUUCGUCACCGCCAUUUGGUUUCUCUGAUCGGUUAUUGUGACGAGAACAAUGAGAUGAUACUGAUUUACGAGUAUAUGGAGAAUGGAACGGUUCUCUGUGCUAGACCUGUUAUCGACCCAACACUUCCAAGAGAGAUGGUGAAUCUUGCAGAAUGGGCGAUGAAAUGGCAGAAGAAAGGACAACUAGAUCAGAUCAUCGACCAGUCGCUUCGCGGAAAUAUCAGACCCGAUUCGUUAAGGAAAUUUGCGGAAACAGGUGAGAAAUGUUUGGCUGAUUACGGUGUCGAUAGGCCAUCUAUGGGAGAUGUGUUGUGGAAUCUUGAAUACGCUCUGCAGCUACAAGAAGCAGUCGUCGAUGGCGAACCAGAAGAUAACAGCACGAAUAUGAUCGGUGAAUUACCGCCACAGAUCAACAAUUUCAGUCAGGGAGACACAAGUGUUAACGUUCCAGGCACAGCGGGACAAUUCGAAGAAUCGAGCAUUGACGAUCUCUCUGGUGUUUCCAUGAGUAAAGUAUUCUCACAACUGGUGAAAUCUGAGGGAAGAUAGUGAAAGAUUGAGCAAUGCCAGAGCCUAGAGAAACCAAAGAUCUGAUCUUUCGACAGAAACAGAGCAAGCAAAGUAUGUAACCAGGAAAAAGCAUCAGGUUUUUUCAGAUAGGAUCUUUGUCUCUGCUUGAUCUGUUUCUACUGCAGAUUUUCAUCAGUCAUGAUACGAAUACUUUGAAAAUUUACCUUAUUUUGUUCCUCUCUCCCUUAUCCUGAGUUUGUAUUUUCUUGAUGUUCAUUUUGAAGUUGUCUGAAAUUUGUUUGUUCUUUUUAUUAUAUGGAUGUUUAACACUCUUGUUGUUUCAAUUGUAUUGUAAGUUUAGAAGUUAAAAACAUAAUUCUUCAUGGUUCUUGUUUGGUUUGAGAAACUGUUUAUUUCAUCUUAAUCUAUAUUGGGUUUUGUCUUGAAAGAGUAUUGGUCCGGUUCCAUUGGUUCGUUUCUUUCCUUCACCACGACCAAUUCUUGAACUUUACACAAUCAUCAAUAAAAAAUUUCCAUAGUU